AUGCUUCCCUGGUCUCGCACAAAUGUAUCCUGGAGAACUAUCACUGAAACGUUAGAUACUUCAGAAGAAUCUACGACGAGACUGUUGUUGUACAUUAUAUUGCUGGUAGAGCUUUUGCUAGCUGCUGGAGUGUGUGUAAGCUACGCGCUUGCACGCUUCUUUCAUGCCUCUCAGCAUGAUGGUGAUGAACUACGUGACGCUACCAGAAGCAAUGAUGUUUUAGGAGUCAAGUUGCUUAUUGCUCGAGGAAUGAAUCCUAAUGCAUGUUCAGGAGAUGGCACGACGGCACUGCACGUUUGUGGUCAACAGGCGAUGAAUCGGGUUGCUUGCUUUCUUCUUGAGCAAGGAGCAGAUGUCAAUGUCCGUGAUCGGCUUGGAUUGACGCCAUUGCAUUGGGCAGUACAGAUGCGACGAGAGGAAAUAUCGCCUGCAAAUCGCUUGUCGAUAAUCCGGACUUUGUUGCAACACGGCGCGGAUCCUCGUAAACCUGACGCAAGUGGUAUAACCCCUUUACAGAUAGCAUGUCGAAAAGAGAAUGAGGCUUCAUUAGGAGUACUAAAAGACUUUUUGCCUGGCGAGGAGGUUGAUGCCGGACAGGCUGAAAUUACAGAUAUGAUAGAUGUUUCUGCACGUGAAAUUUAUAAUUCUGAAUGA
Messenger RNA from Plasmopara halstedii, 654 nucleotides. Its product is annotated as FOG: Ankyrin repeat. The record is from RefSeq and is a predicted model, not a curated record. Gene Ontology annotation, molecular function: protein binding. The coding region runs from base 1 to 654 and encodes 217 amino acids. The transcript has 2 exons. Lineage: Eukaryota; Oomycota; Peronosporomycetes; Peronosporales; Peronosporaceae.